This is a messenger RNA of Solanum pennellii, 1269 nucleotides long. Its product is annotated as F-box/FBD/LRR-repeat protein At1g13570-like. Gene Ontology annotation, molecular function: protein binding. The record is from RefSeq and is a predicted model, not a curated record. The transcript has 3 exons. Lineage: Eukaryota; Viridiplantae; Streptophyta; Magnoliopsida; Solanales; Solanaceae. The coding region runs from base 22 to 1269 and encodes 415 amino acids.
AGAGAGAGUUGCCAAAGUGUAAUGCCCGACAUCAUUAGUAAUCUUCCCCAUAAUGUAAUCGACGUCAUUCUGAUACGUAUGCCUUGCAAAGAUGCUGUGAGGACAAGUGUUUUAUCAAAGAAAUGGAGGUAUCACUGGUGUAGACGUACGGAGUUGACCCUUGAUGAGUCUCUAUGGAAUAGAGAGGAUUUAAACCCUACAGUUAGAUUUAGGGAGAUCAUCAACCAGAUCUUGACCAUUCAUGAAGGGCCCAUUACUAAGUUUACCCUCGACAUCGUUCAUCUAAAAAGGUCUCCUGAAAUCGACAACUUCAUACUAUUCCUCAGGAAUCACAUUCAAGAUCUUGUUCUGCACCUUCCAUUGGGAAUUCAAUACACAGUGCCAUCUACCCUUUUUACAUGUUCGCAACUGAGGCAUCUAAAUCUUUAUUUUUGUUCAAUUUAUCAUCCAUCGGCCUUUGAAGGAUUUGAUAAGUUAAUCAGCCUGGAACUAUGUGGAGUCUCAACUUCUUCUGAAUUGCUGGAAAGUUUGAUAUCUCAUUGCCCCUUGCUUGAGAAAUUGGAGAUGUCUAUUUUAGAAGAUUUAGACAUGAUUGAAAUUAAUGCUCCUAUGCUAAAAUUGUUCACUUUCUCAGGCGAUAUAAGUUCUAUUUGCCUAAAGAAUGUCCCUCGUCUGGUAGAAGCAUCUCUGAUAGGUGACAUUGAACAGACAGAGAGUCUUGAUUUUGCAAAGAUUUUCGAGUCUUGUUCGGCUCUCGAGCAACUCAGCUUGAACUUCUUAAAUUCGGAGUUCAUUGCUGAAGAAGGAUAUAGAGUACCAAGAAGACUUCCAGUUAAUCUUAACAAUGUCAGGCGAUUUGACGUGCCUGACAUUUUGCUUGUGGAAUCAUAUAAACUAUCGUAUAUCAUUUGCUUACUGAGAAGCUUCCCGAAUCUUGAAUAUCUUGAACUGCAGGUUGUUGAUGAAGAUGAUAGUGAUACUGAUGAAGAUGAAGAAUUUACUGAAGAAUCUCUUCAACCUGAAACUUUGUCAGACCUGACAUUUAAUCACCUUGUGGAAUUUCAGCUUGGAAGCUUUAAAGGAGGUACAUCCGAGAUGCAGUUUAUCAAGCAUUUGUUAGCCAACUCCCCGGUGUUAGAGAUAAUGGUAAUCAAUCAACAGUUUCUAGAUGAGGAGCCUCUCGACACAAGAGAAAAAAUAUUCAAUGAGAUCUCAAAUUUUCCGCGUGCAUCACCUAAAGCAGAAAUCGUGUACAAAGAUUUUAGUUGA